Molecule: messenger RNA, 453 nt
Organism: Cooperia oncophora
Lineage: Eukaryota; Metazoa; Nematoda; Chromadorea; Rhabditida; Trichostrongylidae
Source: the annotation of a GenBank genome assembly
AUGGAGGAUCCUGACGCUGAAGAGACGCGUCACUUUGUCGAUCAGCUUAAUGCGAUCUCGGAAUCGUUCCUAGCCAAAGCUCCAAGUCGCGAGAAGAUCAGAAAACGGCUUACCGAAUUAUGGGAUUAUGAGAAAUACAGCUGUCCAUCAAAGCAUGGAGAUUUCUACUACUACUUCCAUAAUACUGGGCUUCAAAAUCAAUCCGUGCUUUACCAACAGAAGAACGUGACUGAGAAAGGCGAGGUAUUCUUGGAUCCAAACACGCUCUCACCGGAUGGGACCAUAGCUCUCGCGGAGAAGUCGCGUAAAGGUAAUCUAGGUAAGGUAAUUCAAGGCCAAGCAGAGCGUUUCGUCGGAACUUUGGAAGGGGCCCCACUCAAACCGAUAGAGGGAGAAAGAUCGGAAGAACUCAUGGAAUUUCCAAGCGUUAUCAAGGAGCGCGAAGUACAUUGA